Alternaria atra is the source of this 1308-nucleotide messenger RNA. RefSeq lists its product as uncharacterized. The coding region runs from base 1 to 1308 and encodes 435 amino acids. The transcript has 3 exons. NCBI's taxonomy places the organism in Eukaryota, Fungi, Ascomycota, Dothideomycetes, Pleosporales, Pleosporaceae. The record is from RefSeq and is a predicted model, not a curated record.
AUGGACCCCGCUUCUGUUGUUGGCUUGGUGGCGGCAUGCUCCAGCCUUACUAAACAAUGCGCGAGCGUAGUCAACACUUUGCACGGAAUUGUGGAAACCUACAAGAACGCCGAGCUUGCGAUACUCUCUAUUGCCGAAGAAUGUAGCACCGUAGAAUACGCGUGGCGCAGAAUCGCAGAAUGGGCGGAGGGUAACUUGUACAAGGUGGAAGAUUUCGAGGAACUUGGGGAAAGGCUGCAACGGUCUAUAUAUUGUGGAGAACUUGUCGUGUCAGCCUUGAAGGAGGAGAUCAUGGGUAUCCAGUCGAAUCCAAACAGUGUUAAACGUCGGAUUAGCCUGCUUUGGAACAAUGGCAUCUUCGUCGAGCAUCAAACUCGUCUUCGGGGCCAGGUCGCUGCUCUGCAGUUAUUACUCCAAGUGCUCAGCUUGCCACGUAAGAAGGACCGCCUAGAUACCCUAUCAGUCAAACACAAGGUGUUUUCGGAUGCCGACGAAAGUGCGCUCAGCAUCAUUCCAUCUGAUCGCUCGACCCGCUACUCGUUCGAAGGAAACCGAAUGAGCAUCGAACCUGACAUAGGCAAUGUUCAAUACAUACGAUUUAGCUUUGAGGAUGCUUUGUUCACGUCACACGUUUAUAAACGCAACUAUCGUUUCCCUGCGAUGAAACCCAGGAUAGACGCUGACGACCAUUCGGAGCCGCCUACUAGGAGAACGACGGAGCUCGACACAAAGGAGUCAGAUGUCGAAACUAAAAAUGAGGAUCAUGAUGAUGGUGUUAAGUCGCGUGAUGCGCAAUCGCCACGGAUCGUAUCCGCCAAUAUUAAUCCGAUAUCGGGAGAUUUACGUGCAACGCCGAAUCUGCUUACAGUCAAAAUGCUUUCUUCUAUGGACAGCGUUAGGAAUGAGAUGACCCCGAGCUCACUUCAAAGCCUGUCCAAAAUCACAAAAGCUCGCAACGAAGCCGACAAGAAGUUGAUGCUUUCCAGAGCUUUGAAAAUGGCCUACCGAGCAGUUGCUUUGGAUAAUGCUUUUAAUCACGUGGAAGCUAUGAAAUUUUACAUAGCUUCAUGCAGUUCGUUGUAUCAGAUUAUGAUCAAGUGUUCUAGGCUGGAAGAUCAAGAAAAAUUGGAAGCCAUACGAAUCACGUAUUUCAAUCGCCUCACAGAGCUUCGGUGCUUGCUUCGGACAAGGUCCAACGGAGACAUUGCGCAUUUGAAGGCUACGAGUGCGAAGAACAUAGACUUGGAUAACAAAACAAUGGAGGACAUGGAUUUGGAAUAUUUGGAUGAGAUUAUUGAAGGAGUGUGA